GCAGUGGAACUUUGAGUGGGUGCUUUACUUUGUGAACCCAAUGAACAUAUUUAUCCUUAUAUUCAUCUUUGGUAUCAAGAAGAUGAUUGGAUAUAUCAAAUUUCAGAACAAGUGAACCCAGAAUGUAAAGAAAGCUAAGGCAGUUUUGGCGAAAAGGAAUAGUCAAAAACACGAUUUUAUUGAAACAGAGGCAUGGGAGACAGUCAAACAAGCAAGCUCUAUCUCUGCAUUAAGAGAGGCAAUAUUUACCCAAAAAGUUACUAUCUAUGAUGUAGUUAGCUAUUACUGACACAAAGCGUAUACCACUGGUAGAGAACUCAAUCUUACAGCUGAUGAAGCUUUCACAGAGGCUCUUGAAGAGGCAAAGGAGAAGGAUCUGGCUCUCAAGAAAUGUCUCCAGCAAGGAAAGAAUCCUCAAGCAGAGCUAGGCUCUCUAUUUGGGAUUCCCUUUUCUGUUAAAGAUCAGAUUUAUGUCAAAGGCAUGAUCUCUUCAAUGGGAGUUCCCUCUAGAGCUGAUAAGGUAGUCGACGAAGAUGCAAUCAGCAUAAAAUUGCUGAAAGACCAAGGAGCUAUCGUGUUCGUAAAAGGAAAUAUUGCAGAAGCUUGUUUGACCAUCCAUACAGAGAAUCGCAUAUGGGGCGAAGCUAAAAAUCCAAGAGAUCAGAAUAGAACAACAGGUGGAUCUUCAGGCGGUGAUGCAGCUCUUGUAUCAUGUGGUGCAUCCCCAUUUGCUAUAUGAACAGACUUUGGAGGAUCAAUCAGAAUCCCUGCUUUGUUCAAUGGGAUGUAUGGAUUCCUUCCUACACCUGAAAGGCAUAGCGUAGAUGGAAUCUCUUGUUAUACGAAAUAUGAUAGUGUCCAUACAAAAUUAUUCAGACCAUGAAUUGGACCAAUCGCAAAAUCUCCUGAAGAUAUCCUUGAACUAAUGAAGAUUCUCGACUCCUCGAAAGCAAGGGCUUAUGAUAAAUUAGUGCCAGAAGUCCCCUUCGAUCAGGAACUUUAUGACUACACUCUUAAGAAGAAGCUCCGGAUUGGAGUGAUCAAGAAUAUUGACGAUAUUAUCACCUUAGAAAAAGAUAGCCUCAACGCUUAUGAAGACUCAAAGGAAGCUUUUAUUAAAGGAGGUCACGAAAUUGUCGAGUUUGAAUUCACUGAACUUUUCCAGUUCGUCAUUAAUUGCUUAGACAUCUUAAAUAACGAAGGCCUCCCUCUGGUGUUCGAUGAGAUGUUUGAGAAGGGUGAUGCUCUGAAUGCAAAUAUCCAAACUAUCCUCUUCAUGUACAAUAAAAUGCCAAAGUUUUUGAAGUCUAUACUCGGUUUUAUCGCUGGCUUGUUUUUACCCAGAACAGUUAGUGCAAUGUUUAAAAUUCUCCAUCCCUCAAAUACUUCUCAGCUUGCAAAGAUGACUAAGUACAGAUAUAACAAGAUUCAGGAGAUUGCUGAUAAAUUUGUCGAGUUGAAGCUUGAUGUCCUUCUGACUCCUGGUUAUCAAACACCUGCAUUUGAGAUAGUAGAGAAAGCGAAUCAUGAUCUACCUCCAUUCAACUUUAUGCUGUUCAACAUGCUUCAUUUGCCAACUUGUGCUGUUCCUGUCCCAUCACAGAAUGAGAAUGCAAUGCCUGUUGGAGUACAGAUCUCAGCCUUACAAUGGAGAGAUGAGAAGGCACUGGCUGCGGUCAAACUUCUAUCUGAUCUCCUCAGUUAAAUGCUGUCUAUAAAAGUUCAACCCCUGAGA
Messenger RNA from Moneuplotes crassus, 1735 nucleotides. NCBI's taxonomy places the organism in Eukaryota, Ciliophora, Spirotrichea, Euplotida, Euplotidae. The record is from the annotation of a GenBank genome assembly.